AUGACCUCGCUCUCACUAUCACUAGGCCCGGCAGCCUUGAUCCAGCUCCACGACGUCUUGAUAUGUCUAGCCAAAUUCAGCGAAACAGUCGCCAUCGAAGCAGAACCAGAUGUUCUCCGCUUAAGUGCUCUCAAUUCCACCAAGACGGGCUUUGCAUCCUUCGCAUUUGAGAAGGAGGUUUUCUUUGAAAAGUAUGCCUUCAGUGCGCGUGGAGAUGGUCGCAGUGGAAGUAGUUUACUAGACCGGUUCUUUUGCCAAAUUUAUAUCAAGGCACUUCUGUCUAUCUUCCGUGGGAGAAUUGAUAGAAACAAAGAUACAGCCGUGGAACGCUGUGAUAUGGAAAUCCAUGAAGAUUCACAGCAGACAGAAUGUCGACUGACGGUGAAGAUGAUAUGUGGACUCGGUGUGAUCAAAUCGUACAAGCUCACUUACGAGCCAGCUGCCAUCCAACAUGCCGUCUUCGACAAAUCAAAGGCUACAAGCAUGUGGGCAGCCGAUCCAAAGUUUAUAAAGCAGCUUAUCGAUCACUUCAGCCUAUCAGCCGAGCAGCUAGACAUGUACUCCGAUUCAAGCAGGGCAGUAUUCACGAGUUUUACAACAAAGAUUAUGGAAGGCAAAGAAGUUCUCAAACACCCAGUUCAUACCUCCGUCGCCGCCGAUAAACGCGAUUUCCAAGACUACAUAGUCGAAGAAAACAUGCACGUGGCAAUCAACCUAAAAGACUUCAAAGCAAUAAUCGCCCACGCAGAAACAGCGAACGUAACCGUAACAGCACGCUACACACGACCCUGCAAACCUCUGCAACUAGAAUACAAAUUCGAAGGCGUGAAUGCCGAAUUCACAAUCAUGACCCGCGGCCAAGCAGACAUCGACGACACUUUGACUUCAUCACGCGCUACCAUCCCCCGACAAACUCCCGCUCCAAUCCCAGUCUCGAGUCAUGCUCGGACUCGACCCUCGGCGCCGAGUACGCAGAUGCCUCCGCCUCCACGGCGGAGUCGAUCCAUUCGUCCGCUGAACGGAUCAUCGACGCAAGAGAAUCUUUCUCAGCGGGCUGGGUCGGAGAGACUCCCUGCUUCUGGUCCUUCGAUGGAAUUCGAUAGUCUUUUCGUUCCUGCUGAUGACGACCGACAGUGGGAUGAGAUGAAUGAGCAAGAAGCAGAGCCACAGGAUAUCCUGGGGUGGGAUGCGUCUGGGACGCAGGAUGCUUUCGGGACUUCGCUGCACGAUACUGAGCCUGCGUUCUCGAGGCAGGAUGAAGAACCUGAAGAUGAGACGGGGUUGCCGCCUACGCAGCGUCUAUCUCAAAUUCGGCACUUGGGACUUUUCGAUUGA
Messenger RNA from Penicillium antarcticum, 1335 nucleotides. RefSeq lists its product as uncharacterized. Gene Ontology annotation, biological process: mitotic intra-S DNA damage checkpoint signaling; DNA replication checkpoint signaling; DNA repair. The record is from RefSeq and is a predicted model, not a curated record. The coding region runs from base 1 to 1335 and encodes 444 amino acids. NCBI's taxonomy places the organism in Eukaryota, Fungi, Ascomycota, Eurotiomycetes, Eurotiales, Aspergillaceae. Gene Ontology annotation, cellular component: checkpoint clamp complex. The transcript is spliced from 5 exons.